Molecule: messenger RNA, 6517 nt
Organism: Oncorhynchus keta (chum salmon)
Lineage: Eukaryota; Metazoa; Chordata; Actinopteri; Salmoniformes; Salmonidae
Product: fibroblast growth factor receptor-like 1
Exons: 7
Coding region: 399-1907 (502 amino acids)
Cellular component (GO): plasma membrane
Molecular function (GO): fibroblast growth factor receptor activity; fibroblast growth factor binding
Source: RefSeq, a predicted model, not a curated record
UUAGACAGCGCUGCCCUGCUAAAUCUCGUAGUCGAUGAAGUAGAGUCUACUGUAGAUACAGAUGGGAUACAGACUUUAAAAACGAUCUAACAUUUCCAGUUUAUCGAGAAAUUAAUUCAGCAUUUUAAUGGAUACCUAUGUGUGAUAAAUGUACGCAUUUGAUUGUAUGCUUUGUCUGAUUGACAGUUUUUCCAUAUAGCCGAUCUAUGCUGAAAGGAUAUACAGUCAUGCAGCGCUCAUUAAUUAUAGUGGUGGUCAAGAAAGCGCCGAUAAGAUCGGCCACUGUCAAUAAAUAAAUGGAGACUGCGAGGACUUGUAUGAGAAUGGGUAACAAGUGUUUUAUAAAGAGGCUGAUACGAGGUUAACUUCAUUCACUGGAAACUUCAGAUUUGGGGAACAUGAAGUUGUCUUCAGUCAGAAUGGGAGUCGUCAAGGUCAUAUUGCUCAUCUUUUUGGCCAUUCUGUUGUCUGACUGUGCAAGGGGACCUCCGCUGGUGGCUGAGAGGGUGGCCCAUAGACAGUCAGUGCACCUGGGGAGUUCCAUCAAGCUACCAUGCCCUGUUGAAGGAGACCCGCCACCCCUCAUCAUGUGGACCAAAGACGGCCACAACAUCCACAGCGGCUGGACCCGCUUCCGCAUCCUCCGCCUGGGCCUGAAGAUCAAGGAAGUGGAGGUUGAGGAUGCUGGAACAUACAUCUGCAAAGCCACCAACGGCUUUGGCAGCGUCAGCAUCAACUAUACCCUCAUUGUCAUUGAUGACUCUGGUGCUGAUGAGACUGGGCCAGGGGUCCCUGGUGGGGUGGACUCAGAGUAUGACCCUGACCACCUAUCAGGAAAACUAGUGCGUCCCCGCUUCACACAGCCUGCUAAAAUGAGGAAACGGGUGAUUGCCCGCCCAGUGGGGAGCUCUGUGCGGCUGAAGUGUACAGCCAGCGGUAACCCUCGGCCAGACCUUGUGUGGCUGAAGGACAACAGGCCGCUGACGGAGCGCGAGGUUGGCGAGGGGCGCCAGAAGAAGUGGACUCUGAGCCUGAGGAACCUGACCCCGGAGAACAGCGGCAAGUACACCUGCAGAAUCUCCAACCAAGCCGGGGAGAUCAACGCCACCUACAAAGUGGAGGUCAUACAGCGGACCAACUCCAAACCCAUCUUGACGGGCACUCACCCGGUCAACACCACAGUGGACUAUGGGGGGACUACCUCAUUCCAGUGCAAAGUGAGGAGCGAUGUCAAACCGGUCAUCCAGUGGCUCAAGCGUGUGGAGUCCAACGGGGAGAGUCGGUACAAUUCCACCAUCGAGGUGGGCGACCAUCGCUUUGUGGUGCUGCCCACGGGAGAGGUGUGGUCACGCCCUGAUGGCUCCUACCUCAACAAGCUGCUCAUCACCCGCGCCAAGGAGGAGGAUGCUGGCAUGUACAUCUGUCUGGGUGCCAACACCAUGGGCUACAGUUUCCGCAGUGCUUUCCUCACCGUGCUGCCAGACACCAAGCCACCCAUCCCCCCGAUGUUCACCCCAGCCUCCAGCACCCUACCCUGGCCUGUCAUCAUCGGCAUCCCUGCUAGCAUGGUGUUCAUCUUUGGUACAGUGCUACUGUGGUUCUGCCAGAGUAAGAAGCACUGUUCCCCUCCCAGCACUCCGGCUGCGGCUGCCCAGGUCCUGCAGGCCUCCCACCGGCUGCCCUACCAGGAGAGGGACAGGAGCUGUGUGGCCCACUUCUCCACUUCCUCCAGCCCAGAGAAGGACUGCCUGGGCUCCAUAAACUAUGAGGAGUAUCUGGCUCAGCAGCAGCUUCUCCUCACUCAGGGGGUCUCUGCCCUACCCCCCAAAAUCUACCCAGACAUCCACACUCACAUCCACUCCCACGUAGACGGGAAGGUGCACCAACACAUUCACUUUCAGUGUUAGCCAUGUGCCAAAUAUAAUAAUAUAUGCCAUUUAGCCAAAGCAACUUAUAGUCAUGCAUGUAUACAUUUUAAGUAUGGGUGGUCCCAGGAAACGAACCCACUAUCCUGAUGUAGCAAGAAACAUGCUCUACCAACUGAGCUACAGAGGACCAAAUGUAAUGUUGUCCCCUUCUCUGCGCCUCUGAAGAAUGGCAUCGUACAGUGAGGGUCUGAGCUGUGGACUGAAGCUCAGAGAACAGCUCUCUGGUUGUACCUGCCUGGUCCUUGGUGCAACUUGUUUCAUAUCAACACCACUAAAAGACAUCAAACCCCGAUGUGCACUUUGUACACAAAUCCCCAAGGGAUUCUGCAAUGUGUUAACGGCUAUUCAGACUUACUGAGAGGGCUAUGGGUCCUUCCACCAAUUUGGUGCCUUUUGAGAAGUCUUUUUUGAAAUGUAAUUUUACAUUCUGUCAUAAAGAUCACAUGUUCGACUUCAUAAAAAAGUUUUCCCAUCUUGAGAGUUAAAGCUAGAAUUCUUAGUUGCUACAUCCAUUUUUGGAGUUUUCAAUUAAUGAUAUAAACUGCACAAAACAUUAAGAACACCCGCUCUUUCCAUGACUAACCAGGUGAAAGGUAUGAUUCCUUAUUAAAUUCCUGUUAAAUUCACUUCAAUCAGCGUAGGUGAAGGGGAGACAGGUUAAAGAACUGGUUUUAAGCCUUGAGACAAUUGAGAAAUGGAUUGUGUAUGUGUGCCAUUCAGAGGGUGAAUGGGAUAGACAAAAUAUUGUGCUUUUGAACGGGUAUGGUAGUACGUGCAGGUGCACCAGUUUGUGUGAAGAACUGCAACUCUGCUGGGUUUUUCACGCUCAACAGUUUCCUGUGUGUAUCAAAAAUGGUCCACCACCCAAUGGACAUCCAGGCAACUUGACACAACUGUGGGAGACAUUGGAGUCCACCAGUGCUUCAUUUGUAAAUCGGUAGGUGCCGGAACAAAAAGGGAGUGCGUGUGUGUGUGUGUGGGGGGGGGUUUACCUGGGGAGCUCUGAGGUACCUGAACACAUGAGAAAAAAAUCACGCAUGCAUAUCAUCACAUUUACGUAGUGACGUAGAGUAGAGGCACUUACAGAAGUUGCACACAUAGGCAAAAUGUUGUGGCCAAGGGUCCAGGUAUUUUUGGGCCUUUUAUAAACGCAUUUCAUGCGAUUCUACAUCAUUUUACAUGACUGGAGAUUUUUGCAUAUAUUUUUUCAAUGCAGCGUUUGGGAACUCGGAGAACUCAGAGCUGGGAAAUCUCCAACUUCAGUACAUUCAAGACAACUAGAAAAUCGGUUAAAAAAAACGAGCUCCGAAUGGGAAAAUUAUUUAUUUAUAUACUUUUAAAAAUAUAUUUUUUUACCCUUUUUCUCCCCAAUUUGUAGUUACAGUCUUGUCUCAUCGCUGUAACUCCCGUACUGACUCGUGGCACAGCUAGUCUGAAAAUUAUCAUCUAGGAUGUUGGUAAAAGCCAUUGGUUAGUAUCAUAGCAAGGAAACAAAUCAUAGCAAGGAAACAAAACACAUAGCCGAUUUAAAUUAUUUACGACAACAGCCCUAAUGUUGAAAUCAAUCAUUGUCAUCCAAUCACGUUUAUGAUCCUGUUCUAGCAGGAUCCGGCUCAAAUUAAGCACCGAAGUCAACAUGGGCCAGCAUCCCUGUGGACUCUAGAGUCAUUGCCCUGACGAAUUGAGGCUGUUCUGAGGGCAAAACCUGGGUGCAACUCAAAAUUAGGAAGUUGUUCCUAAUUUGUAUACUCAGGGUAUAUUCAUACAUUUAAAGAAAAGAAUAAUAUAAACGUAUAAAUGCCUCACGAGCUUAGUUUAGCUGUCGUACCCCAUCAGAACCCAAAAAGAUACGCUUAUUUUACUCCAAUGUUUGUAAAAAAUGUAAAUGUAAAGAAAAAAACAUGUAUUGCCUCAAAACAUGAAUUUGUAUAUAAUGGAUGGUCAGUUCUUGCAUCCAUACCUCUGUUUAGGAAUUUGAGAGUGGUUACAUUACUCUAGGCACAUCCCUCAGUUUAUAACUAGGGUUUAAGAUUGAUGGUGAAAACUUGGGGUUAAUUGUGUUAAAAUCUUCCUAGAAGUCACAAAGGGUGCAUGGAGAGAUUCUCCAAGUUGUCUAUAGGAAAGGGGUAUUUCAUUUAUUAUAUAACAGGUUUAUAAAAUCCAAUAUUGUACUCAAGAGGCACUCAUUUCAUGGAACAACCCAUAUCCACCAGUAACUGUGCUGUUUACCCAUCUUAACUAACCUAGAGGGGUUAGGGUCAGUUUAGACCUUUACCUAUAAACCUGUUGUAGGGCACAAGAUAAGAUAAGCUCUGCGAGGUGAUGAUGUUAAAGGACGCAUGGAAUGUAAUACGAAAGGACUGGUUUUACACUCAUACUCAGGUCAUCCCUUUGAUGAAAGAAAAUGUUUCAUUGAUUGAAUGCACAUCCAUUUAACCCUGACCACUAGUGUCCAUCAAUAAUCCUGUUUAAUUUCACUCAGUCACCCCUGAAUGCCUCGAGGGGCUAUAUGAAAAUAGAUAGGUAGCAUUUUUGGGGGAUAUUUGAAUCAUGUCCAUAUCGAAGACUGCAAAUAAUAAUAUUGCGCCAAUGUUGACUGUUUGACUGGACUCGCUACAUAUCACUGUCGGAAUCCAAAUGUUACUUAGGUUACCACCACUACUAGCCUUUUGUAUGUGUUUUAUAGAAUCCUUGCAAGAGGUAUGAGGUCAAAAAUAUCCCCAGUGUUGCAGUGAAUAUAUGUAACACCAUUGGGACUGCAGUCCAAUCCAACGACAAUUGAUAUAGAUGUAGUCAUUUUAUAUGUAUUUUAAAAGAGGCGUGUAUUUAAUUUAUUUUGAUAUGGAAAUGUAUUGUUUAUUUUUCAAAGUCAGGCAUUUUGAACAUGUUGAAUGUGUAGGAUUAUGUUUACUGUAGUUGCAAUGUAAAGUAUACGGUGCAUUUGUAAAGUAUUCAGACCCCUUGACUUUUUAUACAUGUUGUUACAUUACAGCCUUAUUCUAAAAUGUAUUAAAUUGUUUUUUUUCUCAUCUACACACAAUACCCCAUAAUGCAAAGCAAAAACUGGUUUAGACAUUUUAGCAAAUGUAUAAAAAAUGUAAAACUGAAAUAUCACAUUUACAUAAGUAUUCAGACCCUUUACUCAGUACUUUAAAGCUUCUUUGGCAGUGAUUACAGCCUUGGGUCUUUUUGGGUAUGACGCUACAAGCUUGGCACAUGUAUUUGAUGAGUUUCUCCCAUUCUCUGCAGAUCCUCUCAAUCUCUGUCAGGUUUAAUGGGGAGCAUCGGAGAACAGCUAUUUUCAGGUCGGGUUCAAGUCCAGGCUCUGGCUGGGCCACUCAAGGAUAUUGAGACUUGUCCUGAAGCCACACCUGCAUUGCUUUGGCUGUGUGCUUAGGGUUGUUGUCUUGUUGGGACGUGACCCUUCACCUGCUCUGGAGCAGGUUUUCAUGAAGGAUUUCUCUGUACUUUUAUUUUUAGGGGGUGUAUCAGCCUUUUGUCUGUAAUUUGCGCCAUUCAUAUUUCUCUCGAUCCUGACUAGUCUCCCAGUCCCUGCCGCUGAAAAACAUGCCCACAGCAUGAUGCUGCCGCCACCAUGCUUCACCGUAGGGAUGGCGCCAAGUUCCUCCAGCCGUGACACUUGACAUUCAGGCCAGAGUUCAAUCUAGUUUCUCAUGGUCUGAGUCUUUAGGUGCCUUUUGGCAAACGCCAAGCAGGCCGUCAUGUACUUUUUGCUGAGUCGUCGUUCCAUCUGGCAACUCUACCAUAAAGGCCUGAUUGGUUGAGUGCUGCAGAGAUGGUUGUCUUUUGGGAAGGUUAUCCCAUCUUCAGAGGAACUCUGGAGGGCUGUCAGAAUGACCAUCGGGUUCUUGGUCACCUCCCUGACCAAGGACCUUCUCACCCAAAUGCUCAGUUUGUAAAGGAACAGUCUUGGUGGUACCAAACUUUUUCCAUUAAAGAAUGGAGGCCACUGUUAUUGGGGACCUUCAAUGUUGCAGACAUUUUUGGGGGACCCUUCCCCAUAGGGCUGCAAUGUAACAAAACAAGGAAAAAGUCAAGGGGUCUGAAUACUUCCCGAAUGCACUGUAUUUCAUAUAUUAAAAGGUAGACUCAGCGACAUGACGUUUCCACAAGCAGCACCGCAGAUACGUAGAUGAGUGAGAUGCAAGACAUCUCAGUCAGUGCAUUUUUUAAUUGAAUGUUUAUUUAAACUAGGCAAGUCAAUUAAGAACAAAUUAUUAUUUUACAAUGAUGGCCUACCACGGCCAAACCUUGCCCUAACCCAGACGAUGCUGGGCCAAUUGUGCGCUGCCCAUGUGCAGGGGUUCACUUCAAGCUGUUCACAGCGUGGUAGCCACAGGAUCAAAACAGUGGAGACAUUGAGCCUCAUGCUUCAAUGCUCUUCGUUGCAGAAAUUGACCCACUGCGGUUUACUUUCUGCUGAGUCUACCUUUGACAUUGACAACCAGGUUAAUCAUAUUUAGUUUAUAUGAAAGUACUUACAAUUGGUUCUGUUUGACAAUCUUAUCGAUGUGCCCCAUUAAAAGUAGAAAGUCAUUUGAAGUUUGAUUAAAGGACAAGCAAAUUUA